Molecule: messenger RNA, 636 nt
Organism: Funneliformis mosseae
Lineage: Eukaryota; Fungi; Glomeromycota; Glomeromycetes; Glomerales; Glomeraceae
Source: the annotation of a GenBank genome assembly
AUGGCACAUAUAUUUGUAUUAGCAAAUCGAUUUUAUUCAACAAAAUUUCAAAGUCAUCCUUCAAUAACGUUAGCAUUCACAAACGCAGGUUUAGCUGCAACUUCGGACAUAUUAGCGCAAUUAAUAACAUUACAUCGACCCCCAAAAUCUCAAAGCGAAACUUCACAUCAACCAUUUGAUUUCAUUCGUUUAGGAAGGUUUACAACUUAUGGAUUUUCAAUUGCACCGAUAAUUCAUACAUGGUUUACAUUCCUUGAUAAAAGAUUUCCUUUUAAUAAUAAUGAUAUACGACCAUCAUCAACACAAAAACGUUUGUUUAAUAAAAAGAAUUUAAUAGGGCAAAAUCAAAUGGUUUUGAAAAGGGUUCUGUUGGAUCAAAUUGGUUUUGCACCUUUUGGAUUAUUUUUAUUUUUUGGUAGUAUUGGAAUAUUGGAAGGUAAAGAUUUUAAGGGGAUUAAACAAAAAUUUGAAGAGGCCUAUCUUCCCGCUUUAAAAGCAAACUAUACGGUAUGGCCUUUAGUUCAAUUUGUCAACUUCAAAUUUUUACCAUUAAGGUAUAGAGUUCCUUUUGUUAGCUCCGUAGGUGUUUUAUGGACCGCUUAUCUUAGUUUAUUAAAUAGCACGACUACAAAUUAA